AUGAGCUUCUUGGGAAUUAUAAUUGGUCGAACAUUCACAUCACCGCAGCACCAACGAAUGGCACAAGCUAGCUUUUUGUCGGUUGCAAGUUGCAACUAUGUAAUGCACUUCGCAAUCAAACGUUUAGUUCAGAAAAUGCAUCAGCAGAGAAAAACAAAUGACCCAGAAAGUCUUAAAUGUCAAGAGCGAAGAAAAGCGAUUUAUUUAACUGAAAGCAUAACAUACGAGAAGAAAAAAUUAUUAUGUUGUGUAUGUAAUAAAGCAGAAGAAAAGAGAAAGAUGAAAAAUGUUUUGUCGCAAGAAUAA
Molecule: messenger RNA, 306 nt
Organism: Clunio marinus
Lineage: Eukaryota; Metazoa; Arthropoda; Insecta; Diptera; Chironomidae
Source: the annotation of a GenBank genome assembly